AUGGAAGCUGGUGAUAUCUUAUUUAAAACUCAAAUGUCCAGCAAGGACUUUGAGAAAAAUGAAGAAGCCACGCUUUUUUGUACCAAGUGCUAUGAGUAUGGCCAUAUGGAGUAUAAAUGCAUCCACAAGAUCAGAAAAUUCCCAUGCAUUUUUUGUUCAGACAAAGACCAUAGACAUGGGCAAUGCUACCAAGUUACCUGUCACAAAUGCAAAGGGGUAAACCUUACUUACUUCCCCCCCCUUCCGUGAGUGAACAAAACCAUUAGAAAAAUCACCAUUUUUUGCCCAAAAACCCACCCUCCGUGAGUGAACAAAAUUUUUUUAUGUAAAAAAAUUUUUGAUAUAUAAGUGAUAAUUAGUAUAAUGAAAUCUAGAGCUAAUUCUGUUUAAUUUUAAGCAAAUUGCGUUCUAAAACAUAAAUUUUAUAAAUUAAAUUAAUAGUUGCUUUCCAAUUUUUGCGAAUUAGGAUUUUUUUAAAUUUCGAAAAAAAAAUUUUUUAUAAAAUUUAUAUAUAAUUUUUUUUAAAAAAAAAAAUUAACCGUGAGUGAACAAAAUUUUUUUGUUCACUCACGGAGGGGGGGGAGUUAGAUUGGACACCCUGCAAGACUCUGCAAUUCAAAAUUCUAUUUAAGCUGCAAAAUUUGCAAAAUGAUUGGACACACACAAGAAACAUGUAUGGUAAGGGAUGAGCCAAUAGAAGAAAAUAAACUUGCUGAAGCUACCUGCUAUUUGUGUAAGGGCAAAGGACAUACAGUUUGUAAGGAGCCUUAUAAGGCGGAUAAAGAAGAGAUUUUCAUUGAGAAAAAGAUAAUGAAAAAUGAGCAAGUCAAGCAGAAAAGAAAGAAAAAUAAAAAGACAAGGAGUAAAAUAGAUAGAUUAAGUGAGUUAUGCGGGGUUUAGAGGGAUUAUUUCAGCCCUCUAUUUGCCUUGCAGAUUUCAGGCUUCUUAGCCUAGUCAUCGGUUUGUAUUUAUACAAUUUUAUGUGGGAGUCGCCAAAAAAAUUUGACGUUGCCAUCUUAGGGGAGAGCACCCAGAUACUUCCUUGGAAAACUCUCUUAACGGUCGGAGAAACUAUAAUUGGGGGUAGAAUGUAGGGGAUCCCCGACUUCUCCUUCUGGCCCCCAUUUCCUUCGCAUCCAAAAGUAUGGAACUGCCUUUCUGGACUCCUUCUAAUCCCCAUUUGCUUCACAUCCAGAAGUAAGGAGCUGCCUUUGUGAACUCUGGCAUCUUGCCUGCGGAUUGAAGCAAAAGUCCCUGCAUUGCAGUCCAACCAAAAGAAAAGCCCAUUCGAACACAAAUAGUCCAGUCCCUUGCCUCUCCUUUCCCAGCCAGGCUAGGCUUAGACCGCAGCUCGGUCCCCAAAUUCAGAAAAUUCCACAACAGUUUGGUAUGGUCAUCCUUAUAUAUGUGAGUAAAACAGAAGAAUUGAAAAUCAGAAGCAUUAUGAAUAGAAAAAAGAAUAAAAAAGCCCUGAAGAACUUCAGGAGAAAAGGGUAA
Molecule: messenger RNA, 1497 nt
Organism: Blepharisma stoltei
Lineage: Eukaryota; Ciliophora; Heterotrichea; Heterotrichida; Blepharismidae
Source: the annotation of a GenBank genome assembly